CUCAACUCUGAAAGUUGAGAAAGAAAUUUGUGCAAGUGGACGAGAAUGGAGGAGCUUUUCAAGACUUUUGCCCCAUUUACAAGCUUCAUACUUCUAGAGCCGUAGUGUCAACUCAAUUAUCAAUCGUCCAUGAUGUCCAAAUUGGAUAUUAAGACCGUUGGGCCUUUUAUUUUGCAGGAAACGUUGGGCCGAGGUCAGACUGGUGUUGUCAAGCUUGGGGUUCAUUGUCAGAGUAAGAAGAAAGUCGCAGUGAAGAUAAUAGACCGUACGAAGCUGAGCGAACCAGUUCUCCUGAAGGUUGAGAGAGAAAUUGCAAUCAUGAAGCUAAUAGAACAUCCCCAUGUGCUUGGAUUGUAUGACGUUUAUGAAAACAAAAAACAUUUAUUUCUUAUUCUUGAGCACGUUUCUGGAGGAGAAUUAUUUGAUUAUUUGGUCAGAAGAGGACGACUACCCAUAGCUGAGUCUAGAAGAUUUUUUGCACAGAUAGUUUCUGCUGUCGACUUCUGUCACAAGCAUUGUAUUUGUCAUAGAGAUUUAAAACCAGAAAAUUUAUUAUUGGACAGAAGAAUGAAUAUUAAAGUAGCAGACUUUGGAAUGGCAUCACUGCAGGUACUGUAUAGUUUAGUUUACAUAAUAUGUGUGAUUAUGCAUUCUGAUCAUGACAUAUCGAUCUUUUUUUCACAGGGUGAAAAAUAUGAUGGCAAGAAAGCAGACACAUGGAGUGUUGGAGUAAUUUUAUAUGCCCUACUUGUGGGAGCUCUUCCUUUUGAUGAUGAUAACUUAAAAGGUUUGCUUGAGAAGGUAAAGAGAGGUGUAUUCAGUAUUCCAUCAUUCGUCCCAUCUGACCUGCAAGAAUUGUUAAGAGGGAUGAUACAAGUAGAUAAAGAUAAGAGAUACACUUUACAGCAUGUUAAAAGGCAUCCAUUCUUAGCAAGUUAUAAAGAAGAACUCCCUCCUGACCCAGAAAUAAUAGACAUUGUGAGAAUCGAAGAUAUCAAUGCUAAAGAUGAGAUAGAUCCAGAUGUCCUUGCCUGUAUGACAUCACUGGGAUGUUUUAGAAACAAAGAUAAGCUGUUAAAUAACCUCCUGAAAGAGGGCAAAACUAUAGAAAAAGUAGUUUAUUUUUUAUUACUGGAGCGAAAAGAAAGGGUUCCCUGCAAUGAGGACACUGAAGUAGCGACUAUUAACAAACUUACUAAUUUAGUUGAAGACCCUCCACGCAAGCGAGUAGAUUCCUGUGGUUCGCCAAGGUUACAAAGAUCAAGACAAACCGUAUCACUGUGUCCGUCACCACCCAUCGUAAGACCUCGUGCUGAAACACACACAGGAGCAUCAAGCUCUCCCGUGCAGAUGAUUCACAUCAGCCCUAAACACCAACCAUACCUACAAACAAGGAGUCCUGGCCCAAGUCCCCCUGAUUCACCCAUCUCCACAACACCCCCAGGAAGCCCAUGGAAGUCUAGGCUGUCUAAUUUCAAGCAAGUCAUUGUUGGAACGCCUAAGUUUCAUAGGAAAAGACAUACUCAUACGCCAGGAAGCAGUUCUGGAGAGAGCACACCUGUCUGUCCGUCACCAGAUUCUUCACCAGAUCUGGUAAAGAAGUCAUGGUUUGGCCAUCUGAUGUUGGGACAUAACGGUCAUCAUAGACAAGAGGAACCUUUCUUCAUCGUAAUCAAACAGAAGUCUUUCAGUACUGUAAAGGCAGAUGUUGUCCAUGCUUUCUUAUCGGUCAGUCAUCUGACGCACUGUGUUGCCACUCAAAGCAGUUUUAAAGCAGAAUACAAGAAAGUAGGAGGCAAAACUAUGUUCAAAAAGCCAGUCAGAAUCUUGGUUGAAAUAGCUCCAGUGAAAGAUGCAGCUGAUAUGAGCUGUGAUGUUCACACAGUCUCGAUAACACUUGAGUCAGGUCCUGCCCAUCGUUUCAAAAAGCUCUGCGAAAAACUACAGCUGAUCUUGUUGUCAAACAAACGACAAUCCGACAAUCUCUCUGAAACCAGCAAUGGUGAUAGAACCUGUCUUCUCGUCCAAGAAGAAAAGGAAAGCACACCUAAUAACUUGAUCAACAAACUAGAACUCGCACAGUUGUCCGAUACAGAAAGCGAGAGUGAAAUACUGGACAGUCCGCAAGUCCCAAAGAAGACAUUAUUUGACUCAAGGAAGUAAUUCCUGGAAUGCCGUAAGUUACACUGGUAAGUGUUGCAAGACUCUUUGUGGAGUUCCUGUGGAUGAGACUUUACACAGGAAGCCCAGUUCUAGAGUUGCAUAUAAGGUAUACACCCAGGAAACUUCAUAUCACUGCGAUCGUUUUACGCUUACAUUCAAUUGGGUCUUACUAUAGAUCAUAAGGGUACAGCAUGAUCAUCAGUCUAACAGUUGUCAUGGCAACACUGUUACUGUUGUAAAGACUGUGUAUGUGAGCACAAAGCCUCAAAGACCCAGGCUUAACACUGUUUCUUGUCAUGUCCUUCUAUCUCUGCAGCCCUGGAAGAGAGAAGGGUGCACGCUAGUGACAUCCUUUUCACACACUCCACUUCUCUAAUCUCUCCUCACCCCACUCCUUUGACCUCUCCUCAUCCCACUCCUCUGAUCUCUCCUCUCAUCUUUCCUCGCCCCACUCCCCCAAUCUCUCCUCGCCCCACUCCCCUGAUCUCUCCUCGCCCCAAUCCCCUCUUUCGUCCUGGGUCUCUGAAGAUGCAAACUCUAAUGCACAUAUAUAGUACUUUGGUCUUAAAUCUACUUCAAGACCUAUACCAUGAGUACUGACCUUCAUUUAUUGCAGUUUUUAAUAUAUUGCAAACUCGUACCUGCCAGUUGCGCACUGACAAUUUUAUUCUUCACUUCCAUCAGUAGUCCAAUUUGACUAACACAAUAUUUUACCCAAUUCAAUUCAACUUUUCUUUGUCUUUUAUAUUUACAUAUAUCCAUAUCAUUCUUCAUUGACAUGCAAAGGUAAUGGACAAACAAAAGUCUCCCCAAUAGAUUUGAAUUGGGUAAAACAUUGCGUUGGCCAAAUCGGUUUAUCAAAAAUAUCAGUCAGUACCUUUUGUUUUUUCAACUGGCGGCCUCAAAGAAAACAUUCUUACAGGCAACUUGCAAACACUGAGUUUUCAUACUAUUGAAAAUUGCAGUAGUUAUGAGUGGAGGAACCAAUAUAUAAUAUUAUAUA
Molecule: messenger RNA, 3166 nt
Organism: Actinia tenebrosa (Australian red waratah sea anemone)
Lineage: Eukaryota; Metazoa; Cnidaria; Anthozoa; Actiniaria; Actiniidae
Product: serine/threonine-protein kinase BRSK2
Biological process (GO): intracellular signal transduction; protein phosphorylation
Cellular component (GO): cytoplasm
Molecular function (GO): protein serine/threonine kinase activity; ATP binding
Source: RefSeq, a predicted model, not a curated record